Hippopotamus amphibius kiboko is the source of this 1731-nucleotide messenger RNA. RefSeq names its product HEAT repeat containing 9 (gene HEATR9). The transcript is spliced from 15 exons. Lineage: Eukaryota; Metazoa; Chordata; Mammalia; Artiodactyla; Hippopotamidae. The record is from RefSeq and is a predicted model, not a curated record. Bases 1 to 1731 code for a protein of 576 amino acids.
AUGGCCUACGAAAAAUCAGUCGAUAUCACUGACAUCAACAGGUUGAUGUUCAAGUGCCCAUGGCUGGAAUAUCCAGAAAGGACCAAAGAACUCAGAAGAGCCACAGCUCCUGUUCUCCUGCCUUUGUCCUGCCACCAGAUGCCAAAGGAGGAGUUUCCCCCAAGUCCGGAGUGCUGGAGGCAGCACCCGAGCAAGCCCAACUCCGUACCUUACUGCUACUCCCAGAAGCCUGAGAUCUACACACACUGGCACACCCUGUAUGAUCAGCGAAAGGAACGGGAGGCCCAGAAGAUAUUGUGGAAAAUGAGAGAUCACCCUAGGUACCUCAAAGAGGGUACCAUCAUCCAAAAACUCCAUCUCCCCAUGAGCAAGCUGAUUAUAAAAUCUCAGAUGGAAUCCAAGCCCUUAGACCCUACUGGGGACCCCCUGAAGUGGCAAAGAUUAAAGGAACUCACAGAAAGCCUGAAAUCUCCCAGGGAUGAUGAGCAGCUCUAUGCAGCACAGGCUCUGGGGUGCCUGGGAGUCAGAGACAAGUUUAUCAUGGAAGCACUAUGGCAGGUGGCCCAAACUGGCCCAGAGAAAGUGAAGUAUGAGGCCUGUCGAACCCUGGCCAUCCUGGGCUGCCUGAAUAAGCACGUGAUCCAAGUUCUCAUCAAGCAGUUGAAGGGGCGAAAUGAGGGGCGAAGGAAGGAUACUCUGACAGCGCUACGGGCGGCUCUGAAGUCCUGGGCUGCUGGCCCCAAAGACCAGCGGACUCAGGUCGAGGAAGAAGAGAAGCUGGUGCCUGUGCUGCAGAGGCUGAUAAAGAAGUCAGUGAACAAGACAGCGGUGGAGGCGGCCCUGUGCUUGGGGUUCCUCAGGCCCUGUAGCAACACAGCCCGAGAGUUCCUGCUGCAGUGCCUGUGCCAAGGGCCAAAGACCCAGCAGAUGAAGGCACUCAGUAUGCUGGUCAAGAUAAUGGGCGUGUGCUCAGCCACAGUCAUCAGGACCAUCCUAGACCAGCUGUGCCAUUCCAGUGUCCUUGAGAACCGUUUUGAAGCCGCCCAGAUGCUCAAGACCAUUGGGCUGGAACAGAUCCAGGCAGAGGGCCUGGAAGGACUCACAUUUGACCUGCUCAGGAGGAAGACGUAUGAUGAACCCUUCUUCGCUGUGAGGCAGGCUGUUGCUGAAACUGUGGAAGAGCUCAAGAUGAAGCCCACGAUGAUGAACUUGGUGGAGGCGCAACUGAUGAGCUCAAAUGCCCUUGCACGCCAGGAAGCAGUCAUCUCUUUGGGCGUCCUGGGGAUCCGCAGCCCACAAGUGUUCCAUUUGGUCCUGGACAUGCUGGAUGUGGAAAAGAACCCAUCUGUGAAGAAGAGUCUACAAGAAACAUUAAUUCUUUUGGCCUCAAUUGAUCCCUGGAUCCAAAACAAGCUGAAGAACAAGGUUCUCUUUGUGUAUGAGCCUAAGACCAGCACGAACGUAGAGCUCACAAGGUUCUGGAAAGAGCCUGAGAAACCAGAAGAGUUAAAUAUCCAAGACUUUCAAUGUGCACAGCUGAACCCCUUGUUUCUUACAAAGUCCAGUGCCACGUCAGACCAACAGAAAAAGUUAAAUGCCCAGAAAGGGUCUGGUACCUCUGCCUUCCCGUCCUGUUUCUCUAAACCACAACAACUCAAGUCACAGGCCACAGGGUCCUGGACACCAGGGAUCAGGAAACAGCUCCAGAUUCUUGCUGAGACUUCCAAUUAG